This is a messenger RNA of Hippocampus comes (tiger tail seahorse), 1702 nucleotides long. It is a transcript of the gene chek2, whose product is annotated as checkpoint kinase 2. Gene Ontology annotation, molecular function: ATP binding; protein binding; protein kinase activity. The record is from RefSeq and is a predicted model, not a curated record. Gene Ontology annotation, biological process: protein phosphorylation. NCBI's taxonomy places the organism in Eukaryota, Metazoa, Chordata, Actinopteri, Syngnathiformes, Syngnathidae. The transcript has 15 exons. Bases 99 to 1655 code for a protein of 518 amino acids.
GACUUCCUGUGAGGCUCCCGCUCAAACUAUUCGCGCGCCUGCUGUACCGGAAAAAGAGGACGACGACGACGCUCGCAUGUGCGUCAAGCAAGGCACCAAUGUCCCAAGACAUUCCGAAUAAGGGGGACCAGCCCCAGUCCCCCUCGCAGGCCCAGUCCACUCUGUCCCCGUCGCAGGCCCAGUCCAAGUCCCAGGGCGGCUCCAGUUCCUCCAGUGGCCCCACGUCAGGCAGCCAGUCAUCAAGUGGCUCGGGGACGCUGAGCAGCGUGGACACGCUUCCUGUCACCUUGCCAUCCGUCCCCGAGGAGCCCGAAAGUCAACCUUGGGGACGCCUGCUGCCCAUGCAGAACGGCUUCCGCGCUCACGAUUGCGUGGAGGACGAGUAUUUGUUUGGCCGAGACUCCAAAUGUAAUUACGUCCUGGACGAUCCGGAUCACAAAGGAUCCUUACGAUUUCGAAUUUACAGCAAGAAACACUUCAGGAUCUACAGGGAGGGCACCGAGGUGUUUGUUCAGGACCUGAGUAACAACGGGACCUUCGUUGACGGGAACAAAAUCGGACGCAACAAGAAACUUCCUCUGGUCAACAACGCAGUGCUGGCGCUGUCGGAGCAUCGCAACAAAGUGUUCGUCUUCAUCGACCUGAUGUCUGACCAAGAGUCCACGUUGCCCGGGGAGCUUCGUGACAAAUAUCUGCUGACUCGACGGAUCGGGACAGGGGUGUGCGGCGAGGUGAAGCUGGCGUUCGAGCGCUCCACGUGUAAGAAGUUUGCGGUGAAAAUCAUCAACAAGAGCAACUUCAAGUCUGAAGGAACGGCCACAAGAAAUGCCCAAACGGAGAUCGAAAUUCUUCAACGCAUCGAUCACCCGUGCCUCAUCAAGACCAAGGACUUCUACCAGACGGACGACACCUUCUUCAUCGUGCUGGAGUUGAUGGAGGGCGGCGAGCUGUUCAACCGCCUCAAAACGCAACAGCGACUGAGCGAGGCCACGGCCAAGCUAUACUUCUACCAAAUGUUGAAAGCCGUGCAGUACCUGCACAGCCAGGGUAUCAUCCACCGGGACCUGAAACCGGAGAACAUCCUCCUGUCGUCGCAGGAGGACGAUUGCCUCAUCAAGGUGACGGACUUCAACCAGUCGCGGAUCCUGGAGGAGGCGGCCCUGAUGAGGACGCUGUGUGGGACGCCAUCCUACCUGGCGCCCGAAGUUUUGACGCACGCCGCCACCGGCGGAUACGGGCUGCCCGUCGAUGCCUGGAGCCUCGGCGUGCUCCUCUUCGUCUGCCUGUGCGGGUACCCGCCGUUCCACGAGAACUUCUCGGAGCUGUCAGUGAGCGAGCAGAUCAUGCAAGGCCAGUUCACGAUGGUGCCGUCCAAGUGGCAGCACGUGUCCGACCAGGCCAAGGACGUGGUGAGGAAGCUUCUGGUGGUGGCGCCUGCUAACAGGAUGAGCAUCGAUGAGGCGCUCCAGCACGCUUGGAUGCAGGACCCCGUAAUGUUGGAGAAAGCCCAUCGACUGAUGUAUCCAUCUUCUGAUGCUGAGGAUGUUGCCAUGGAAGCCGGGCCAGCGCCGUCGUCGUCAAGGAAACGACUGCGAGAAGACCCGGAUGACGAGGGACGUCCUGCCAAACAAGCCCCGCCCACUGGCAUGCAAUAAGGCACAUGUAAAUGUUCUCCAAUAAAGUCAGAUUUAUUCUUUUUUUU